GUUCUGAUAUACCAGCUGAUUGCCCUGAAGGAUGGAUAUUUUAUGUGGGUCAAUGUUAUAAGAUGCGCAGACAAACUACUUCCUGGCAAGAUGCUUCUGGUCUGUGUAGAAAGGAAGGUGGUGACCUGGCAAGCAUCCAUAAUGUGGAAGAGUACAGUUUUAUUAUUUCUCUGCUUGGGUACAAACCAAGUGAUGAAUUAUGGAUUGGUCUGAAUGAUCUCAAGAUUCAAAUGUUCUUUGAAUGGUCAGAUGGGAGUCCUGUGACAUAUACCAAAUGGCUCCAUGGUCAGCCAACACAUACUAAUAACAGGGAAGAAGACUGUGUGGUCAUGAAAGGAAAGGAUGGGUAUUGGGCAGAUGAACCUUGUGACAUGGAAUAUGGUUACAUUUGCAAAAGGAAACCUUUAAAACAAGCACCAGAAAAGGAUAUAAUUGAUGAAGGAUGCUCAAAAGGCUGGAAAAGAUACGAUUUCUACUGCUACAUGAUUGGAAAUACAUUUGCAUCAUUUGCUCAAGCUGAUCAAAAGUGUACAGAAAAUGGGGCUACUUUAGCUUAUGUUGAAAAUAGGUAAUAAACA
Molecule: messenger RNA, 578 nt
Organism: Notechis scutatus (mainland tiger snake)
Lineage: Eukaryota; Metazoa; Chordata; Lepidosauria; Squamata; Elapidae
Source: RefSeq, a predicted model, not a curated record